Molecule: messenger RNA, 4698 nt
Organism: Sarcophilus harrisii (Tasmanian devil)
Lineage: Eukaryota; Metazoa; Chordata; Mammalia; Dasyuromorphia; Dasyuridae
Product: scavenger receptor cysteine-rich domain-containing protein SCART1
Exons: 14
Coding region: 119-3259 (1046 amino acids)
Cellular component (GO): membrane
Source: RefSeq, a predicted model, not a curated record
UUUGAAGAUGUUGUUAGUAUUUGUAUCUACAUAUUUAUUUCUCAGAAUAUAAUCAUUCAUCACCCCAGGUGAAGUCUGUUGGAGUCUGUAAAAGUAGGCAGAGGAGGCCAGGUAGGCCAUGAAAUUGGUUCUUUAUAUGGUGGGACUUAGGUCUCUCCUCCUUGCUCUCUGGAUUGCUCCUGUUGGAGAAGCUGUGAUGGAGCUGAAACUGGCAUUCAGACCAAAUCCCUGUGAUGGAGUAGUGUUGGUUAAACACCAAGGGAACUGGGGUUUUGUGUGUAAUGAAGUCUGGACAUUGGCAGAGGCUUCUGUGAUCUGUCGGCAGCUGGGCUGUGGAAAUGCAAUUGGUGCUCCCAAAUAUGUUCCCUUGCCUGGAGAGAGUCUUCAGCCAUGGCUCCAUGGAGUGUCCUGUAAAGGCAAUGAGUCAACUUUCUGGGAAUGUGAUCUUGGGGAAUGGAGUCAGAAAAAUUGCUCCUAUGAAUGGGUUGUCGUAGUUCUUUGUUCAAAUGGAACCUUUCGGGAAAUCAGACUGCUGAAGGGGAACAGUCCCUGUGCUGGGCUUCCUGAGAUAAGAAAUGAGAAGGGCAUAGACAGAUUGUGUGGCCUCCAUAUGGAAGAGGCAACUGUGUUUUGCCAGGAGCUGAGAUGUGGCCCAGCUGUCCAAGCUCCCAGAAAAGGUCUGGGUGAUAGUCAGAAAUACAUGACUUGUAAAGGGACAGAGCCAACAAUUCGAAAUUGUAGGUUGAACAAUAAGUUCCGGAGUGGCUGCUCCCUCCAGAUGGAUGAUGAAGUCAUUUGUGCAGAGCACACAGAAGUCCGUCUCGUUGGAGGUGAACAUCCCUGUGCUGGGCGCCUGGAGGUGAGACGAGGCCUGACGUGGGGCACAGUCUGUGACUCGGACCUUGACCUUCAGACAGCUCACGUGGUCUGCCGGGAAUUAAGGUGUGGAGCAGCCGCUUCCAUCCCCGGGGGAGCGCGCUUCGGACCAGGCUCUGGCCCAGUGUGGAGGGAAGUUUUCCAGUGUGUAGGGAACGAGUCUCUGCUGUUUCACUGCCCCCGGGGGUCGCCACAGAAGGAGCUGUGCUUACACAGUCAGGAUGCUGGGAUCAGGUGCUCAGACUACAGGCUAGCGAAUGGCAGCAAUAGGUGUUCAGGGAGAGUGGAACUCCAGAUACAGAAGGGGUGGGCCCCUCUCUGUGCCACCCACUGGGAUUUGCAAGAUGCAACUGUCCUUUGUCAUCAGCUCAAUUGUGGCCAUGCCAUAGCAGUUCCAGGAGGAGGCUACUUUGGAGAAGGAGAUGGUUUGAUCCUGCCUGAUAAAUUUCACUGCACAGGGACAGAAGCUCAUUUAUGGAAUUGCCCUGCAAGCACACUGGGAGCAUCCAAGUGCAUCCCGGGGAAUGUGGCUGGGGCCAUCUGCUCAGAUUCUCUUCGUUUGAGGGAUGGACAGAGCCGUUGUGAUGGGAAAGUGGAGAUUUUUCUGCAUGGAGUUUGGGGCCCGGUCUGGAGUCAUGAUUGGGACAUUAAUGGUGCUCAAGUGUUGUGUAGGCAGCUCCAAUGUGGAAAGGUGGAGAGAGUCUAUACCUCCCAUACCUCAGGCCCAGAGGUGGGCCCUGUGGUUUCGAGCAGCAUGAAGUGUACAGGCAAUGAGACCCAUCUGAACCAGUGUAACAUCUCCACAUCUGCCCUGGCUCCACUGGGGAUCACUCAGGAUGUUGGUGUCAUCUGCUCAGGGAGCAGAAGGAUCCGCCUGGUGAAUGGCACUGGCCGCUGUGCUGGGCGAGUGGAGAUCUACCACAAUGGCACCUGGGGCACAGUGUGUGAUGAUUCCUGGGACCUCUCUGACGCCAAUGUGGUUUGCAGGCAAUUGGACUGUGGUGUGGCCCUCAGUGCCACGGGAUCUGCUCACUAUGGAGCAGGAUCUGGGCCCAUCUGGCUGGAUGAGCUGAGCUGCUUUGGCAAUGAGUCUGAACUCUGGCAGUGCCCGUCCCAAGGCUGGGGCCAGCAUGACUGCAGACACAAGGAGGAUGCCGGUGUUCUCUGCUCAGACUUUACAGCUAUGAGGCUGAACAGUGAGACUCGUAACUGUGCUGGGUGGCUAGAAGUUUUCUACAAUGGAACAUGGGGAAGAGUGUGUAGCAAUUCCCUGAAAGAACUCUCCCUGGAAAUUAUAUGCAGGCAAUUGAAAUGUGGAAAAGAGGGCUGGCUGGAGAAUAAACCAGUGCCCUACAGAGGCUCGGAAGUGAACUGGCUGGAUAAAAUUGAAUGCCGUGGCUUGUAUACUAACUCUUUGUGGCAGUGCCCAUCAGCAUCCUGGCAUCCACACUCAUGUUCCCGAGGAGAUGAAGCCUGGAUCACAUGUGAAGGAUGGACAAAGAAGACCUCAGAGAGUCCAGGGGAGAGACUCAACUGUUCAGUCACCCAAGACUGCAUAGGGACAAACAGGCUGCGGGUCACAGGUGGAGAGAACAGCUGCUCUGGCCGAGUAGAGGUCUGGCAUGCCGGCUCUUGGGGAACAAUAUGUGAUGAUUCCUGGGACCUGGAAGAUGCUGAGGUUGUGUGUCGGCAGCUGGGCUGUGGCCCGGCUAUAGCUGCUCCAGGAGAAGCUGCUUUUGGACCAGGGAAAGGGACUAUUUGGUUGGAUGAAGUGAAGUGUAAGGGCACUGAACUGUCUCUGUGGGACUGUCCUGCAGAGCCCUGGGGACACAGUGAUUGUGGUCACAAAGAAGAUGCAGCUGUGAAUUGCUCUGGUAGGAAAGAGAAGACAGUACUAUUGCCUGGAAGAGGUUCUCUGUCACCAGCCCAAGAAGGAGAUAAUACACUAAAGAUCAUUUGUUUUGUCCUUGGAACACUGCUCUGUUUUGUUUUAAUAUUCCUUGGGGCUCAGAUGUGGAACAAGAAAGUAUUCUGCCAGGUUUUCAAGACAAAUCAGAAUCCUCUUACUGAGGGCAUCUAUGAGGACCUUGCAAUAGGGGAGAAAUAUGAAGAGGUAAAAGAGAAAGAUAUCAGUCUGUCGGGAGAAGAGUAUGAUGAUAUUGAAGAAAGUGAGAAACAUUUGACCAAGAAAGAAGAUGAUGGAGAAGAGGAAGAGGAAGAGAAAGAAGAGGAAAAAGUUGUCAAUUCCUCAGGGUUGGCGCCUCAUCUUACGGACAUCAAUGAGGGUCUUGUGGAAGAAAGUGACCCAUCUUUACCUCCUGGAUAUGAUGAUGCUGAAUUGGAUGUCUUAGGGAUGGUGUUGUACCAAAAGAAUUUUAAAUAAAAUAUCUUAUGAGACUAGAAAAUAUAUUCUCAUCCUCCCUUGAUUCUGGUACUUUGGGGAACAUCGACAUUGUUUAUGUUUCUAAUUUCACUAAAAUGUCUUUACCAGCUCUAACUUUUCUUUUCUUUCAUGACUUGUCCUUGGUUUUGUUAUCAAAAGAUGCCUGAAUUAUCUAAGUGAUUAUUGCUAAAAUGGGGAUUGGAAAAAAUUGGCAAUUGUCCUGAUUGCUCUUGUAGACAUUUUAAUUCCUAAAAUAGUGUCACACACACAACAUGUCCAAUCCUUUCAUUUUAUUGAUGAAAAAAAGUUGAAACCCAGAGGAAUUAAAUAAUGUGUUAAAAGUCAUACCAGUAGUUAUCGUCUGGGAUGGGGUUUGAACCCUGGUAUUCCUGAUUUCCAAUCUUGUGUUACAUUCACCAUCUCAUGUUUCUGGAUAAUGACUGAGAUGAAUAAUAUUUUAAAAAGGAUGAUAAAUAUACCAUUCUAUGCCCUGAGUAGCCAGUAGAAUGUAAAGUUUAUUUAGGACAGAGAACAUUUACUUUUUGCCUUUGCAUUCCCAUACUGUUGCACAGUAUCUUGCAUGUAGCAGCUUCUUAAUAAAUAGCAAUACAUUUGGGUGCUAAACUCCUUUUUUCCCCCCGCAUAUAUUUUGAAAACAAAGUACAACGUACAUACUUGUUAUUGGUUGUAUUUAAUAUGUUCUGUUGAGAUAUGAACAAGAAAAUUGCAUGGGAUGGUCAAUAGGAAAAAUGGUCCCUAAAUCAAAUAAACAUGGUAUUUAUGGUAUUGCAGAUGGGAUUCCUAUUUUGUUGAAGUAUUAAAAUAGGUGACCAUUUGUAUUAUAAGGGAUCACAGGACAUAAUGUGAGAAUGAACCAUAGAGAUCAUUGAAUGAAAUCUAUUCAUUAAAAAUGAAGAAACACAUAUACAGAGAGGUAAACACAUAUACAUGGAGGCAGUAAAUAUUAGAGCCAGAAUAUAAUUUACUAGGUUCUUCUCACUAAUAAAUCUAUGAUUCUAUGACUUUAUUAGUAGGGGUAUGGGAACUAAGGAAGCAACCUUGUGAAAUCUUUUAAAAAAGAAUCAAGAAAGAAGAAUUGGUGAGUUGUUUAUUUCUGUCAUGACUAGUAGCACUUAGGAAUUACUACCAUAGUACCUGCUCUGUGGAAUUGCAAACUUUUAUUUUCUUGGGGAAUUUUUGCUAUUAUACAUUGCUGAUAAUGUUCAUAGAAAGGCAUGUUUGUGGAGAAACAUACUUAGAGAGAAUAUACCUCUUUAGAUUCUAGGCAAUGGGUAUCAGUGUCUGGAGGAAACCCACAAUAACAGGGCCUCCUUGUUCAUUUAUGGGGCUCUUUGGGGUUAUCAACCCUAUUGGUCGUUUGGCUGCACCAACAGCAGAUGAAGCUUCUGAUAAUUUCUGAAAAGGGAAUUAAGGUUUCC